Molecule: messenger RNA, 2184 nt
Organism: Kwoniella shivajii
Lineage: Eukaryota; Fungi; Basidiomycota; Tremellomycetes; Tremellales; Cryptococcaceae
Product: pre-mRNA-splicing factor CLF1
Exons: 10
Coding region: 1-2184 (727 amino acids)
Biological process (GO): mRNA splicing, via spliceosome; spliceosomal complex assembly
Cellular component (GO): U2-type catalytic step 2 spliceosome; Prp19 complex; precatalytic spliceosome
Molecular function (GO): protein binding
Source: RefSeq, a predicted model, not a curated record
AUGUCCGGUAGGGAUGCUCGAGAUAGAGCCCCAAGGGUGAAGAACCGAGCCGCUGCGGCAGUUCAGAUCACUGCAGAGCAAUUGCUUCGAGAAGCUCAAGAACGUCAAGAGCCUGCUGUUCAAGCACCCAAGCAGAGAGUUCAGGAUCUUGAGGAGCUCACAGAAUUUCAGGGAAGAAAGAGGAAUGAGUUUGAAGGGCGGAUCAGAUAUUCAAGAGAUAGUAUAAGAGCAUGGAUAAAAUAUGCUCAAUGGGAAUCCAGUCAAAAUGAGUUUGAGAGAGCUAGAUCAGUAUUUGAAAGAGCUUUGGAUGUAGAUCCUAGAUCAAAUGAAUUAUGGCUCAAAUACACUGAUAUGGAAUUGAAAGCUCGUAACAUCAACCAUGCUCGAAACCUUUAUGAUCGAGCUGUUACACUUCUUCCUCGAGUCGAUGCGUUAUGGUACAAAUAUGUUUAUCUCGAGGAGUUGCUCUUGAAUAUACCCGGUGCUAGACAGAUCUUUGAAAGGUGGAUGCAAUGGGAACCGAACGAUCAAGCUUGGCAGAGUUAUAUCAAGCUUGAAGAGAGGUAUAAUGAACUUGAUAGAGCUUCAGCAAUCUACGAGAGAUGGAUUGGAGUUAGACCAAUACCGAAGAAUUGGGUUACUUGGGCAAAGUUUGAAGAGGAUAGAGGUCAACCUGAUAAAGCUAGAGAAGUCUUUCAAACGGCGUUGGAGUUUUUCGGGGAUGAAGAAGAGCAAGUAGAAAAAGCUCAACAAGUAUUUGCGGCGUUUGCAAGGAUGGAAACGAGGUUGAAGGAGUAUGAAAGAGCUCGAGUGAUUUAUAAAUUCGCUCUGGCACGUUUACCCCGAUCCAAAUCUGCAAGUUUGUACGCUGCAUACACCAAAUUCGAGAAACAGCACGGUGAUCGUGCAGGCGUAGAACUCACUGUCCUUGGAAAACGACGUAUACAGUACGAGGAGGAACUCGCCUAUGAUGGGACAAAUUACGAUGCAUGGUUUUCGUUAGCCAGGUUGGAAGAGGAUGCUUAUCGAGCAGAUAAAGAGGAUGGAGAGGAUGUGGAGCCCACGAGGGUCCGUGAAGCGUAUGAGAGGGCGGUGGCAAAUGUUCCUCCAGCUUUGGAAAAACGAUAUUGGAGGAGGUAUAUUUAUCUCUGGUUACAAUACGCUGCUUUCGAGGAGAUAGAAACGAAGGAUUAUGGUCGAGCCCGAGAUGUGUACAAAGCUGCUAUCAAGCUUGUUCCGCAUAAGACUUUUACUUUUGCUAAACUCUGGCUCUCUUACGCCUACUUUGAGAUCCGACGACUGGACGUCAGUGCCGCCCGAAAGGUGUUGGGCGCUGGUAUAGGAAUGUGUCCCAAACCCAAACUCUUCUCAGGCUAUAUCGAGUUGGAAAUGAGAUUAAGGGAAUUCGAUCGCGUGCGAACGUUAUAUGAGAAAUUCCUCACAUACGAUCCAUCACUCAGUUCCGGCUGGAUACAAUGGACCCAGGUCGAAUCUGCGGUGGAAGAUUUCGAGCGAGUGCGAGCUAUAUUCGAGCUUGCCGUUCAACAAUCAUUGGACAUGCCAGAGAUUGUAUGGAAAGCUUAUAUCGAUUUCGAAGCUGGAGAAGGAGAACGAGAGCGUGCUCGAUUAUUAUACGAGAGAUUGCUCGAACGUACUUCACACGUCAAGGUGUAUAUCUCAUACGCACUUAUGGAAGUUUCCGUACUUGGUGGCGGCGAGGAUGAAGAUGGAAACGAGAUUGAAGGUGAAGCGGGUGAUCCUGAAAUGGCAAGAGCAAUCUUUGAAAGAGGAUAUAAAGAUCUCAGAGCGAAGGGAGAGAAAGAGGAUCGUGCAUUGCUACUUACUGCUUGGAAAUCGUUCGAAGAGCAGCAUGGUACAUCGGAAGAACAAGCACAUGUGGAAGAGAUGAUGCCUACUACACGAAAGAGAUGGAGGAAAACGGAAGAUGGAAGUGGAGAAUUGGAGGAGUACUGGGAUGUCAUCUUCCCCGACGACGAAAGGGAUGCAAACCCAACGUCAUUCAAAUUCUUCCAAGCUGCUCAACAAUGGGCUGCACAACGUGGCGAGGGAGAAGGAGAAGGUGGUCUGUCUUAUGACUUGCCAUCGGAUUCUGACGAUGACGAUGACGAUGAGGAUGGUGACGCAGAAGAAACAAGAGCAGAACCUAUGGAUGAGGAUGAAUAG